AUGGGUGAAUCUAUGGAUCAACAUAUACAGAUUGGUAUACAUGAUAUUGGCGUUUCUAUUUUUAAUGAUAUAACACGAGAAGAAAUGCUUUAUAUAAGUUUAAAUAAAUCAAAAGUUGUCUGGACUGAAAUGAAAAGGAAUCGUUUUAAACCAUUAUCACGUAGUGUAAAUGCAUUUUUGGAAGAAUUAUAUACAACUCAUGUUGAACAAUGUGAAAUGAAUCCUGAUAAUAAAGAACUUCAAAAGAAAAAAAAGCAAAUGGAAGGAUUUCGAGAAGUUUCAUUUGACGGUGAAACAGCAGAAUUAGUUCAUUCGAAAACACAUAGAAAAAUAGCUCAACGACAAGCAUUAGAUGGUCUAUGGAUUGAAUAUGCAUGGUCAGCAUCAGAUUCUGCAAUACACAUACGUAUUAAUCAUGUACAAAUUGAUAAUCAACUUGAUUACACAAUAUUUCCUGUUAUGCUUCAUUCAAGUAUUACAAAAGGAACAGGAUUCGAUUAUGUUGAAAAAUCUUUUAUUGAAUUAAGUAUUUAUCAAUCUAAAACAGCACAAUCAAAUAUAAUGCAAUUUAAAUAUUUUAAAAUGCUUAUUCAAGAGUUUGCUGUUCAAAUUGAUCAGGGUUUAAUUGUUGCCAUUCUUAACUUUUUAAAACCAGAAAAUAUUAAUGCAGCACCAACAAUCAAUAUGAAUAGUGAUUUAGAACAAAUUCAAAAACCACUUAAUGCUAUUAUUAAAGCACAAAUUGAAAGUCCAUCGGGUGAAACCGAGAUGUUUUUUGAUAAUAUUCAUUUAUCAUCACUUAAAAUUCAUGUUAAUUUUUCAAUGCAUGGAUUAAAUCCAAGUGAGGAGUUAUUAGCUGAAUAUACACUAGUUGGAUUUCUUUUACAAACAUUGAACGUUACUGAAGUACAAGAUGUUGUUUUACGUGUACUUGGAAAAGGUUUAGCAAGUUUAACAUUUGAUGAAGAUUAUAAAGUUUUACGUAUCCGACGUAAAGAACCACGAGGGAUUGCUACAACACAUAUUGCUUUAGAACGAAAGAAUGUUAUUACAAAUUUUGCUGAUGGUUUCAAGGGUGUUGUAACAAAAUCAAUAAGAGGAGCGAAACAUGAUGGAGCAACUGGCUUCUUCAAAGGUUUAGGGCAAGGUGUCGUUGGUUUUGUUGCACGAUCAACAGGUGGAGUUGUAGAUUUUGCUAGUACAUCACUCGAUUUAAUUAAAAGAACUGUUCUACAAGAAGAAAUCGUUCUUCGCAUUCGUUAUCCACGUCAUGUUGGUAGUGACGGUAUUGUUCGACCUUAUAUUACUGAUGAAGCUAUGGGAUUUUAUAUUUUUAAGCGAUUAGAGGAUGGAAAUUAUGCCAAAUCGGAUACAUAUGUUGCUCAUAUCAAUUGUUCUGAAAGUUCGCUACGAUUAUUAUUUGUAACUAAAAUAUCAUCUCCUGGUUUCUAUGAACUCGAUUGGGAAAUAUCAUAUGAAGAUUUAAAAGAAGAAUCAGUUAUAAAAAUAAAUACAAAUCAAAUUCAAAUUUUAACCAAAGAACCAAAAGCAACUGGAACUAUAAGAUCGCAAACAUCAUUUGGAAAAUUAAUUAAAUUUAAAACUAUAUCUGAUGCUAAAUAUAUCGUCGAUAAAAUUGGAAGUGCGAUGUAUGUCAUUGGUCUUAAAAAGUCUUAA
Molecule: messenger RNA, 1677 nt
Organism: Rotaria sp. Silwood2
Lineage: Eukaryota; Metazoa; Rotifera; Eurotatoria; Philodinida; Philodinidae
Source: the annotation of a GenBank genome assembly